CCAGAAACGCCUGCGCCACAGGGAGCUAGUCAAAAAGAAGAAGCUGAGUCAGCCACUCGCCACAAUGCGAUUAUGAACAUCCCAAACUUCGCCUUCGGAGCUUGCAUUGACAUAUCGUCAAGCAAUCAACCUCCAUCGUGACUGCCAAGCUCUCUAUCGAGCAUUCAAACCAUCUUUUGCAGCGCGAAAAAAACAAAAAUCAAUCACAUAAACUCAUCUCCAAAAUGGCCAACUAUCUCGCCUCCAUUUUCGGAACGGAGCAAGACAAAGUCAACUGCUCCUUCUACUACAAAAUCGGCGCGUGUCGCCACGGUGAUCGCUGCUCGCGCAAACACGUCAAGCCAUCAUACUCGCAGACAAUCCUCCUGCCGAACCUAUACCAGAACCCAGCCUAUGAUCCCAAGAACAAGAUGAACCCGUCGCAGCUCCAGAACCACUUCGACGCGUUCUACGAGGAUAUCUGGUGCGAGAUGUGCAAGUAUGGCGAGUUGGAGGAGCUGGUAGUGUGUGAUAAUAAUAACGAUCAUCUCAUCGGAAACGUCUACGCGAGAUUCAAAUAUGAAGAUUCGGCACAGGCGGCCUGCGAUGCUCUCAACUCCAGAUGGUACGCGGCACGGCCUGUAUAUUGCGAGUUAUCGCCCGUGACAGAUUUUCGAGAAGCGUGUUGUCGGUUGAAUUCCGGCGAAGGGUGCGUGCGUGGUGGAUUCUGCAAUUUCAUCCAUCGCAAGGAGCCGAGUCCCGAGUUGGAUAGGGAGUUGCAGCUGUCGACGAAGAAGUGGUUGAAGAUGAGAGGACGCGACGAGCGGAGUGUCAGCCGAAGUCCGAGUCCGGAGCCGACGCGGAAGAGAUAUUAGACUGGGGAAAACAUGCAGAAGAUACAGCUAUCGUGAUCCUGGGCCUCUGGUGAUUAUGCGUCGGUUCUGCGUCUCAGUGUUGUAAUGAAGCGGUGGGUGAGAAGAAACCAUGGAACAAAAGUUUCGAUUGGAGCAAGGCGUUCUGGUCUGGGGUAUUUCAUAUACACUUCAUAUUUCCAAGUUUGUCCCAAUACGAGAUAAAUGUCUCACAUUGAUAUUAUGUACAGUACCUAUCUAUCCGUCUAUUCUAGUUCUGAGUGAUAUCCCACUGAAUAUGACAAGGUGCUUGAAAGAGGAAAA
Messenger RNA from Paecilomyces variotii, 1154 nucleotides. RefSeq lists its product as hypothetical. Lineage: Eukaryota; Fungi; Ascomycota; Eurotiomycetes; Eurotiales; Thermoascaceae. Gene Ontology annotation, biological process: mRNA splicing, via spliceosome. Gene Ontology annotation, cellular component: U2AF complex; spliceosomal complex. The record is from RefSeq and is a predicted model, not a curated record. Bases 225 to 854 code for a protein of 209 amino acids. Gene Ontology annotation, molecular function: metal ion binding; pre-mRNA 3'-splice site binding. The transcript is spliced from 2 exons.